CCAGCGUUUCCACACACACGAUAACAACGUCGCGGGAGCGAGCCGGGGACGGCGAGAAGUUUGUGCGGCCAGAGCUCCAUAGCAAGCGGAAGAGCAGGAGCUGUGGCUCGGCGUGUGCUGGAGGGCCGGGCCAAGGAAGGGAAGAAAUUAGACAGCCGGCGCUUCGCUCGCGUUGUUCUUCCUCCUCUGCACGGGGAGCUUCACAAACUUGAAAAUGUCAACUGUCAAACGCCUUGUAUACUCUGUCAUCACUUUCUUGCGAGAGCAGAGUCAGAUGGAUACAUUCACUUCAGAUGAACAAGAAAGCUUGGAAGUGGCAAUUCAGUGUUUGGAAACGGUUUUUAAAAUUAAUCUGGAGGAUUCUCAUCUUACAGUACCUGUACGCUUGACCGAAAUGUUUGCGGAUUCUUGUCAUAAGAACGAGAUACUGCCUCUCUCAGAUUCUUUGCCAGAGGACAUUGCGAAAGCGGACCAGCUGAAGGAUGAAGGUAAUAAUCAUAUGAAGGAAGAAAAUUAUGGGGCUGCAGUGGAUUGUUACACUCAGGCUAUAGAACUGGAUCCCAAUAAUGCUGUCUAUUAUUGCAACAGAGCUGCUGCUCAGAGCAAACUGAACAACUACAGUGAAGCCAUAAAAGACUGUGAAAGAGCAAUAGCAAUAGAUCCAAAAUACAGCAAAGCAUAUGGGAGAAUGGGAUUGGCUCUGACUUCAAUGAACAAAUACCAAGAAGCAAUCAACAGUUAUCGAAAAGCACUGGACCUUGAUCCAGAAAAUGACUCUUAUAAAUCAAAUCUAAAAGUAGCUGAGCAAAAAUUAAGAGAUGUGGCCAGUCCUACUGGAACUGGAUUGAGUUUUGAUAUGGCAAGCCUGAUUAACAACCCUGCCUUUAUUAGUAUGGCAGCAAGUUUAAUGCAGAAUCCACAAGUUCAACAACUGAUGUCUGGUAUGAUGACAAAUGCAAUUGGGGGCCCCGCUGCUGGUGUUGGGGGCCUCACAGAUCUGUCAAGCCUCAUACAUGCGGGACAGCAGUUUGCACAGCAGAUACAGCAGCAAAACCCUGAGCUUAUAGAGCAACUGCGAAACCACGUUCGAAGCAGAUCUUUCAGUGGCAGCACAGAAGAACACUCCUGAUUUAAGAGGCAUGUGUUCGAAUGCUGUUCUACUAACUCCAAAAGGCAUACUGUAGCUUUUAGCAAAUAUCACCAUUGUAAUUCUUCUUGGACAUGAGACAGAAAUCUUGUGUGUGUAUUCCUUACUGUCUGUUGCAAACAGAUUCAUUGCACACAGAUCUGAACAUAUCAUGUAUGUAUAUCGAUGCCUUUGUAAAUGGAAUAUAAAUAGAGCUCUUGGAGAGAAUGGCUUUUGUUUAUAUGCCCAGACUGUAUAUUGAAGCAGAGAUCACCAAAUGGGAGAGGAGUGAAGCAGUGUGUUGAUGGGCUAUGAAAUCUUGUACAGAAAUUGUUUAACUUUAUCCAAGGCAAAUCGGAGGACUGGUCCCCAUGCAAGUCUAUGGGAGGUACAAUUUUGCAUGCCUUACUGGAAAUAAGCCUAUAAAGGAUCAUCUCUUCUUUUUUUUGCCAAAGUGAAAUAUCACUUUAUAGGGACCUGCUUGAAAGAAAGAAUGAGUCUGGUGCAAUUACUUCAGGCUGAGAUGUGAUGGGAGAGAGGAAAGGGGGUGUUUAAGCAAAUAGAUACUGUGGGGGGAGUAGGUUAGUGCUAGACCAGGAGGGUGAAGUUGUACAGCCUAGUAGUAGCUACAGCUAUGAGGCUUAUAGUUUGGUGAGCAUGAACUGCCUACUGUGUUUUCAAAGGGUAUAUACUCUUUAAAAGUUUGAGCAACGCAACAGCUUGCAUUGCUCAGGGGGAUGCAUGAUCUGGUUCUCCUACAGCUGUUUGUUGAUAUAACAGACCUAAAAAGAUAAUAUUGUCCUGCUGUAUCUGUGGCGGUAGGGAGAGGAAGCAGCAAGAAAGGAUACCGUAUUUUUAACUUGUGGAGGAUCUGCAGUACCAGAUCAGUAGGUUGGGCACAACUGAUGGAAAAGGAGAUGAAUUUUAAGAGAUGGGGGAGAAAUAGGUAAAUAUGUGAGCAACAUUUUACAGGGUAAAAAAUACGAUGAAAAGCCUGCCAAAAAUAUGCAGACAGAAACUCUAAUUUUACCCUGGAAAUAGCUCUGGAAAUCUCCAUUAGGGAAUGGCACAUACGAUUAAGUUUGAGCAUAAAACUCUUUAGUUAAAUUCACCACUUUGCUCAAUUAAUCUGUGAAAGAUUGUCUACAGGUUAGCUAUCUUAAAUGCAUACCUUAGAAAACUCUUCAGGUUCAUAAGAUGAAUUGUAUCUCUCUGAUCUGGUAGUGUCAAUGUUGUUCUCUUUUGCUCUGGAAUCUUCUGCUUUACUGCUAUGUUUACCUUUUUUCUUCUUAUUUUGCCACACAUGUCCCCUUCCUGCUGUAUUUUUUUUACUUGCUUUUGCACUUCAGCAGAUCUGAUUUAGAUGACAGUAUUAAAGCAAUAUUCAGAAAGUUGGUCAGGGAGGACCUGCUAGAAUGUUGAGUGGGUGAAAGCAUACUAUUUUUUAAAAUCUUUCAACAGCCACUCAGUAAAGAGCAACCAAUGUAAUGGAUCUUUCUUAAUUCUGAAUUCAGGUAGCCCUUAUAGACAUCUCAUUUCUCUGAAGCCUAAUGCUGUCUCUCUGUCCUCAGCACGUUUUCCUGCCCCAUAAGUAUAUCUGGUUAUUGGUGUGAGCAUACCAAAUAUGUGAUGCUGAGCAAAAGUAAAGAGAACACUGAUUCAGAAUAUAGAAGAUAUUAAUACGGCAUCUGUCUUUAGAAGCAAAGAUGUAAGCUGCUAUGCCCACUAACUGCAUUUGCACAUUUUACCAUUCUAAAGUAACUAAUUAGGCCUAGGUGCCCUAAAGUCAUUGGGAAGUCUACCGCUGGGCAAAUUCAACUAAGUGGUAAGGUGACCAUUUGCCAUUUCAGUGGUCACUGUAGCUAGUCAAAUGCUCUUUUGAAUACAAUAAGGGGCCUGAAUAUCACUUUAGGUAGCCUUUAAAGUAUUAGGCAGAGCUGUCUUUGCACAAUAGUAGCAUUUUUACAACACUAGAUAGAUGGGUUUUUCAAAGUGCAUAUUCCAGAAACACUUGACAGUGGCUGCUCACAUCCUACUUUAAUUCGUUAUCUUACUUUUCCAUAGAGGAUCUAUGAAUCAGUCUUGUGCUGUUUUGGAAUAAGUUUAAUAAAGGAAAUGAAAAACUAUAGCAUA
Messenger RNA from Eublepharis macularius, 3259 nucleotides. It is a transcript of the gene SGTB, whose product is annotated as small glutamine rich tetratricopeptide repeat co-chaperone beta. Gene Ontology annotation, cellular component: membrane; TRC complex. The record is from RefSeq and is a predicted model, not a curated record. Bases 215 to 1129 code for a protein of 304 amino acids. The transcript has 11 exons. Gene Ontology annotation, molecular function: protein binding; molecular adaptor activity. Lineage: Eukaryota; Metazoa; Chordata; Lepidosauria; Squamata; Eublepharidae. Gene Ontology annotation, biological process: post-translational protein targeting to endoplasmic reticulum membrane.